CUCCCCCACCUCUUAAAACUGCCUAUUUCUUCUUCUUCUUGGUUUGCAAAGCUUCAUCAACAGACUUCCAUGGCGGUUCUACCAACCAACUCUUCAAGAUUGGAUCUCACCAUCUCUGUACCCGGCUUCACUUCAUUCUCAUCAUCACCACUUCCUCCAUCUGCGGUGCGAGAUUUGGACAUGAAUAGAGCGCCGGAUGAAGAGGAAUGGAUGAUGGGAAGCAUGGAGGAAGAUGAAGAAAACAACAGUGGAAGCCAUCCAAGGAAGAAGCUACGUUUAACAAAGGAACAGUCUCAUCUUCUUGAACAAAGCUUCAGACAAAACCAUACCUUAAACCCAAAACAAAAGGAGACUCUUGCGGAAGUGCUGAAGCUGAAGCCAAGGCAGGUUGAGGUUUGGUUUCAGAACCGAAGGGCCAGGAGCAAGCUGAAGCAGACCGAGAUGGAGUGCGAGUAUCUGAAGAGAUGGUUCGGGCUCUUGACGGAGCAAAACAAGAAACUGCAGAAGGAGGUGGAGGAGCUGAGGGCGAUGAAGGUGGCGCCCCCGACGGUGAUUUCACCACACAGCUGCGAGCCGCUGCCGGCGUCGAACCUCACAAUGUGUCCACGCUGCGAGCGCGUGACCACUACCACCCUCGACAAGACCCGCAUUGUCGUUUAAGCUGGUCGGCCGCUGCCCAUUAUUGCCUUUUUUU
Cucurbita pepo subsp. pepo (vegetable marrow) is the source of this 694-nucleotide messenger RNA. Its product is annotated as homeobox-leucine zipper protein HOX3-like. Lineage: Eukaryota; Viridiplantae; Streptophyta; Magnoliopsida; Cucurbitales; Cucurbitaceae. Gene Ontology annotation, molecular function: DNA-binding transcription factor activity, RNA polymerase II-specific; sequence-specific DNA binding. The record is from RefSeq and is a predicted model, not a curated record. Gene Ontology annotation, biological process: regulation of DNA-templated transcription.